AAUACAGCGAACUCGCCGAACUUUGACAUUUCACAUAAAUAACAAAACAAAAACAUUCAAAAUUUUAAUACUAAAUCGAUACUCGAUCAACUCAGACUUCAGUUAAUUUAUAAAUAAGAAAUGGAUAACCUUGACCUCCCUCCAAAGGUUCUACAAGCAUUACAAAAGCUGGAAAUAACAACGUCAAUUACGUCUGUUCUAGAAAUGUCUGUACCUGAACUUGUUAAAACAACCAAACUAUCGGAGCAUGAGGUUGAAAUGCUGAAGAAAGCUGUUUCUGAAAGAGUUUAUACACGUCCUAGGUUUGUUACUGCUUACGAUUUCUACUUAAUUCGUUGUAAACUGAGCCUUGGAUGUCCAAUUCUAGACGAGUAUCUUAGCGGUGGCAUCCGUCCCGAAGGUAUCACGGAAAUUUACGGUGAAAGUGCCUGUGGAAAGACUCAAGUUUGCCUCCAGUUAUGUUUGAUGGUACAGUUACCGUUGAAACUCGGGGGGCUAGAGGGUGGCGCUGUGUAUAUAUGUACUGAAGAUAAAUUUCCUGCCAAACGACUAGAGCAGAUGAAACCGCAGUUUAAACAACAAUAUCGAGAGUUUUUAAGAGAUACCAAUGUCGGAGACAACAUCUUUGUCAAGCAUGUUGUUGAUGUGAAAGGAUUGAUUGACAUCUUAGACAACAAGUUACCAGUAUUGAUGAAGCGUACAAAAGUGAAGCUUCUUGUCAUAGAUUCUAUCACAGCUUUAUUUCGUGUGGAAUAUUCAAUGGAUGAGAUGUACGAAAGAGCACAAGUUUUAAAUAGAAUUGGAGCUCGAUUAGUACAACUGAGUCACAAAAAUAACAUGCCAGUCGUCUGUGUGAAUCAGGUAUAGUUGCUUGGAGAGGCCUAAAAAAUACCUGUGGUUCCGAUUUCAUAUCGUGAAAAAAUUAGGGUCAGUAGGUCGGAAAUAAAUUUUUUUAAAAUAUUUUUUUCAUGGUUUUGGCGUUUUUUUGCUGGGUGAUUUGCAGUAGAGCCCGACAUCAAUAUUAAUCAGUGGCGUAACAAACUCGAUAAUUGGGGGGGGGGGGCAAUAUUCAUAUUUUCGUGUUCACAGACCUUGAAAACAAUUGAUUUCAAAAGAAAUUAAUAAGGCAGAACACGAAUAUAUGAAUAUUGGCCCCCCCAAUUAUCGAGUUUGUUAUGGCACUGAUAUUAAUUAACUAGAGAUGCAUAUUUUCUAUGGACAAAUUUAGGCAAUUUGGUUCAACAAUUAGUGUGACAACAGAUGCCAAUUUUGGCACUCUGUAUGAGCAGCCCGCAACCACCUGGAGAAAAUAGGGUUGCAUGGUCAAUUGCGUUGAAAAAAUAAUAGGGUUGGCAGAAAAAAUAGGGUCGGUCGGAAACUGGAACCACAGGUAUUUUUUUAGGCCAGAUGGAUGUUAGACUUGAUCCCCCAGUAUCACUGUAGGAAAAACUUUUGAAGAUUUACCAUGUAUACUAUCAAUGUAAAAACUGAACUCUUACCAUUAUUGGUUAUUAUAGAUUUCCCACAUGGUAAAUUGAUAAAAACCAUUAUGUUUAAUAUUCACCAUUAAUGGUACUUUCCUCAUGUGCAUGGGAAAAAUAAAUUACCAUUAGUGGUAAAAAUUAAACAUCAUGGUUUUUACCAAUUUACCAUAUGGGAAAUCUAUAAUAACCAAUAAAUUAAUGUAAAGUUCAGUCAAAUUUACAUUUAAAAACUCAAUUUUUUCUUGUGUAUGCUAACAUGGUCAUAUGUAAAAACUGGUAGAUCAUUCCAGGAAGAUACACACUCCUCCAGGAAGGAUAUUUGCACUGCUUGGAUCGAUUUACUGGGGGUGCAGGGGGAGGUGCACCCCUCCUAAAGGGGCCCUACAGUCAUUUUUUUAGUCAAAAAGCCACCUUAAGUAGGGGACCCCACAGAGUUUCGUUUGGCUGUAUCUUACAUGCAGUAUCCAUGAGUAUGAGUACUUCCGCACACCGGAAGACACAUGCAUGCUGUGGUGCACAUGUCAAGUAGCGACAAUGGGUCGUUCCAGAAAUGAUCCACACUCCCCCCACGGAGGGGAUUUCUCCCGUCCGGAAGGGGAGGGGAGACAAAAUUGUUAAUGCAAUAAAUGCCGCAAUAAUAGUAAAUGUAUUUGGACAUCCAAAGGGGGUAGGGGGGUUAACUUCCAAAUAUUUCAUAAUAUAUCAAAUCCAUUGUUUGGAUUUGGAAAGGCAAUUAUGAAAACAACAUUACAACAAUAGGGACAAAAUGAGAUAGUUAAGCUGAGUGUGAUUGUGAAAUUGUCAAAAGCCAGUCUACAGACUAUAGUGGCUUGCUGCUGCAGCUCUGUCUUGUAAAUUAUGCACAGAUUUGGCCUAUGGCCGUGCACCCUGAACCCCCCUACUCUGAGUCUGCAACUGGGUACAUACGGCCUGCAAAUAAUUGUUUUUCUUGGAAGGACAGAUUGUCCGAUCAACACAAAAAGUGGCCGGACAUUUAUUAGUUUUUCUCGGACAAUGGAUGAAGGAAAAAUUUUCAUGGUCUUUUUCAUAUUAACAUGAUGUACAGUAUUUUGGCUGGUCGUUAUGAUCUACACUGCAGUGGAUCUAAAACUGAGUAUAAAUCUAGUAACCUACCACCUGCAUUUUCAGUGAAUUAUGGUUCAGGUUAUACAUAACUUUAAUUUCUACCAUGUUAUAAGAAGAUGAUUUAUACAUAUGUAUUGUGUAAUUAAAUCUUAUGGCUUAAUGCAGCCAAGAAAUAAUGGAAGAUCGUGUGUCCUUUAUAUUUCUUUGAUUUCAUUAAUGAAAUUGUGUUUAAAUCAAUAUUUUGAGAUUGGAUAUAAAUAAAUCUAAUCUAAAUAUCGGUCAGUCAGAUGUCCGAUCCGAAAAAACUUUGAUCAGACAAAAGGUAAAAUUUGGCCAGACAAUUGUCCGAUGACCAGCACUAAUUUGCAGGCCAGAUGUACCGGGUACUUGUUCGCAUUCACCUUGCAACUGCAUGAGCCCUUUCCAUACACAUUUUCUGUUGAAAGAGAUGCACAAUAUCAUGAAUCACUUCAUUUAAUCCUUUAAGUGGGAAUGGAUCGAUCAUUCCGGAAAACAUCAAUACCUCGCCAGCAAUGGUGGAGAUUGGAAGUUAACCCCACUACCCACUUUGUAUGACCUAAUUAAUACAGUUACUAUUGUCAGAAACAAAUUUUUCUCUCCCUCCCCUCUGGAUGGCAGACAUUUCCUCUGUGGGAGGGUGGGGGAGUGUGGAUCUUUUCUGAAAUGAAUCAAUGCCCUGACGUGGCCUACUUUUAUUAUUUUACUCUUUCUAAUGCCAGACAGUUUUAUUGUUAAGAGGAGAGUGCUGCCAUUCAAUGGGUUAAACCCUUAAAAUAUCCUUAAAAUUUAUGUUCAAAUGUAGAGAAGAACCCUGAAGAAUUUCUGGAAUGACUUCACAAUAAUAUUGUAGCAAGUUUUUAGAUUGUGUUAACAUGCCAAUUUAAUGGGGCUGAUCCUUUGGGUUUUCCUAACUGAUCCUACACAUAGUUAUUAAUGAAUGAAUGAAUUAAUUAAUUAAGAACAAAGAGUGCACUUAAUUUUGUACUAGGCCUAGAAAAUAUAUUUCUUUUUCUGGAAGCAAAAUCCAAAAAUAAAAAUUUCCUGUGUAAGUCAAAUAUAAACUUCCUGCAUAUGUACAUUUCAGAGAGAACGUAUGUUUCCGCACAUUGUGAUAAUUAGCUUCCAUCUCGGUACAAGAUAAUUUUGACUUGCAAAACGCGCUUUUGUAAACAAUAGUAAAUUAUACGGCAUUCUGGUAUAUAAUUUAUAAAGAUGACAAAAAUUUCCUGCAAGACGUAUGAAAAUUUCCUGCGAAGACAUUUUGUUAAAAAUUUGCUGACACCAGUGUUGCUCAGGCGCUGCCAAACAUUUCCCAGCACUGUUUUGUACUGACAAUCUACAUUUGUCUGUAGUAGGUAAUAUGACUUGAUCACAGGGAUGGAUUUACUAGGGGGGGGGGUGCCAGUGGGUGUGCACCCCCCUAGCCCUGGCCAGAGGGGGUACAGGAGGGGUGCUAUUUUUCAUGAUAAAGCAAAUAAUUAUUAGAGACAAAAUGAGAUACAGUAAUUUGAGUAAUAACAUGAUGAUGUGAACUGUGAACAACAAUUACAAUUCAAAUACAGUAGUCAAGCAAGACUUUGCAGUAGUGAAGCAAGUUGAUGGGCGGGCGGCACGCAUGACCGAAACAACUCGGCACCACAGGCAGCAGAGCAACCCCCCCCCCCUCCCGCCACCCCUACCAGAUCAUGCUGGAUCCAUCCCUGCUUGAUCAGUGUGUAAACUCGUUGCACAAUCACUUUCAGGUUGCAGCAGUGUUUGACAGACCUGUUCGCGACACAAAAUGCAAGAUUCACGAUUAUGUGAAACCAUGUUUGGGGAAGACUUGGUCCAGUUGGGUUACAGUACGAAUCAUGCUGUUGAGGUCAACUGGUCAACAUCUGGCUGAGAGGCAGUUGCCAAAGGGAGAAUCAGACAACCCAGAACGUGAGCUUGUAGUUAUAUUUUCUCGGACAGGUGAUCAUUCACCUCUUGACAAAGCAAUGAAAGCAUGUCGUUAUACAGUCGAUGCUUCUGGUGUGCAUGGCAUACUUGUCAAGGAUACUGAUGACAAAUGUUGCAUAUGUGGUCAUGACUGAUGUUGUGAAUGGGGUCAUGUUGCCCCCCUCCCCCUCUCCCCAAGGGUCAAUGAACUCAUCCCGAUUGUUUACAAGAUUGUGAAGUUGAUUAGUUAAAUCAACUCAAACUAUCCAAUCGUACUGCUUACUAGAAGGUGGGAUUAAUAAAGUAAACAUUAGAGAUGAUAAAAUAAUUGCCAAUUACUGAGGUCGAUUAUAAUGGUUUAUUGACCGAGCGUGAGGUCUGUACUGUGAAAUAUCAGACUGAGGUUUUUUAGUAUGGACCGAGCGACGAAGGAGCGAGGUUCAUGCAAGAAACAGAGGUCUGAUAUUUCGCAGUACAGACCGAACAAGCGAGGUCAAUAAUCGGUUUAUUAUAUGGCUGAACUGAGUCUGUGAGCAUAUGCUUUUCGCGCGAAUUAAUAUCGUCAGUUUCACUAUCGUCAGUUUCACUGGGUAACAAUAUACGGUAGGCAUGCAAGCUCAAUCAAAAACAAUUUGGUUGUUUGAAAUUUUUAUCUGUAAAGCACAAUUGGAAAUUUAAAAAGCAAAAAUUUUUCUGUUUGCAAAGCAAAAAUUUCCCGCCAGAUAAACGACAUCCGGGACACCGGUCCUGAUACGGAAAAUAGGGACCACGGUCUGGAUAUGGGUUUUUACGGACCGCUUGUCAACCAAUCAGAAUAGAGAAUUUUGAAAAGCCGUAUAAUAAUACCAAUUAAUUGACCAUCAUAACAACAUUAUUGGCAUCUACCUAUUAUGUUGUCAUUCACCAGAUCCGUAUUGUCAAAGAUUAGAUACUAUAAAGAUGUGCCACUCGACGUAUUUCCCUAAUGUUUGCGUGUCCGUAAUUUUCACUUACUGCCAAAAUGGCGGCGAGACUGAUGGCGUUGGAUUUUACUAUUUAGAGACUGAUGGCAUUGGAUUUGACACUUACUGGCAAAAUGGCGGCUAUAAAAAAAUCUCGGACAUAACUUUCGCAGAGUGGCACAUCUGUAUAGUAUCUAAUCUUUGGUAUUGUUCUCUUGAAAGUGACGUCACAACACUGUGAUAUCUGCCUACACAGAUAAAUUAAGUCGUCAAUUCAUGCAUGCACUAGUAGGUUAGUAGCGCUAAAAUAUAUUUUUACUGCCGCUACCUACUACAGAUUACAGUGAUAUGACAGGUAUUAAUAUUAAAUCAUCUCAACUAUAUUUGGAACUAGAGAGACACAACAACUGGAGCAGUUGCUGAGCUCCCGACAGUAUUUAUCGAUGGUUUUCUACGUUAUCCCCUGCUGGUGCAAAAUGGCUUAUAACAAAGGAAUAAAUGGAAAAUCCAUUAUUUUUUUGCUCUGAUAAGCAUCGAUACUUUGAAGUUGUCCACCAACAUGGCCGCUUUGGCGGAACUUGAAAUUAAACCACCAAUAAUAUAUAGAAGUGUUUUAAAAUGACAUAACGUGUACGUUUGCAUACAGUCCUUAACCUGUGGACCCAAGAAUUUCAGUAAUUCAGUCUUCGC
Messenger RNA from Paramuricea clavata, 6142 nucleotides. NCBI's taxonomy places the organism in Eukaryota, Metazoa, Cnidaria, Anthozoa, Malacalcyonacea, Plexauridae. The record is from the annotation of a GenBank genome assembly.